Molecule: messenger RNA, 186 nt
Organism: Dichomitus squalens LYAD-421 SS1
Lineage: Eukaryota; Fungi; Basidiomycota; Agaricomycetes; Polyporales; Polyporaceae
Exons: 1
Biological process (GO): translation
Cellular component (GO): ribosome; mitochondrial large ribosomal subunit
Molecular function (GO): structural constituent of ribosome
Source: RefSeq, a predicted model, not a curated record
UCGACGCUCUCGCCCAUCUUCUCUCCUCUAAUGCAGAUUCGGCACAACACGAAGGGCCAGGAGUACCAGCCGUCCCAGAGGAAGCGCAAGCGCAAGCACGGCUUCCUCUCUCGCAAGGCCACAGUCAACGGGCGCAAGAUGCUCGCACGGAGACGGGCGAAGGGCAGGCUGUUCCUCUCGCAUUAA